AUGCCGAGGUUAUUGACGCUAUUACGGCAUCUACCGUCGCCUGGGGACGAGAUUAAGGCGAAUCCGGUACCUCUGGAGCACGUCGGCGACUUCCUGGACGCCAUUCUAUUGGCGCACGCCGACCGCCUUAUGAUCCCAGCAACUACAGCACUACAGAAUGAUGGUCACUUGCCUCCAGUCACAAGAGACGCCUUCUUGGAGCGAUUCAAGCCCAAGAGCAGCACCCAAGUGCUCUGUGGCUACUUAUUUCAGCGUAACGACAUCGUCUUCAACUGCAAGACGUGUCAGUCGGACGAAACGUGCGUGCUGUGUCUUAAAUGCUUCCAGAACGGCAACCACGAGGGCCACGACGUCUUUUUCCAUCGCACCAGUCCAGGCGGCGUCUGCGACUGUGGCGACAGCGAAGCGUGGGCUCCCGAGGGCUUCUGCGUGCACCACGGCCACCAAGACGGGGACGCAACAGCCAAUACAAGUAGCGAGAGUGGCGGGUUGUUGCCCGAGGAGAUCGUACAGGUGGCCGACGCGUUAUUUACGAGCAUUGUGGCGUUCUGCAUCGACAUGGCCAAGCAGUCCAUGCAGCUGUUUGACGCGGAGUACGUGGACGCGCAGGGGCGUCAGACGCUGCACGCCCUGCGGCUGAAAGUGCAGGAACGGGGAUGCACGAUGGAAGACGCGCAGAGGAUGGAGCGGCAGUUCCACGUGAGGAUCUGCAACGACGACGUCCACUCGGACGAAGAUUUAAUCCGCUCGUUGUCGCAGAAGCGGAUCCCGAGCGCGGAGGAUCUGGUGCGGGCGAUCGACUCGAACGGGUCGGAGAUUGUGGCCAGGAAUUUGACGCUACGAGACGCGCUGACGCUCAUGCAGGCGCUCAAGAGCGAGGGCUGGCACGUGUGUGUGGUGCAGGACCGAUUUAUCCACGACGAAGACGUGUUGCUGCGCGUGACGCAGUGGGUCAAGGCCAUCUGCUCGUUGUCCAAGCAGCUGCACGUGUUGUUCUGCGACAAACUGUUCGCUACGACCGGCCAGAGCAAGGAGCCGAUCCAGGUCAUGUUCCUGUCGGACCCGUACUUCCGCAAAGACAUCGUCUUGGAGCUGUACGAGCUGUACUUGAAGCUACAGGGAGAUAAAGACCCCAAACUGCAGUUCUCGAUCGUGUUCCUUAAGGUGUACAACCGCAUGAUGCUGAAAUAUUUCUGUGGCGUGGGCACGAGAGAGGAAUCGCUGUUCCAGUACGGCGUGCAGAUCCUCACGACGCCGUCUAUCGUCCACCACUUGGCGAGUCUCGGGCUGCUGGAGAUGCUACUGGACACGAUCAACACGGCGCUGGAAAUGGCUCGCACGCCUUCUUUACCGCCGCAGCAGCACCAGGGUGUCCACCACACACUGGACUGCGACCACCCACUGCUCAAGUUCAAGCGAUACCACUUCGUCAUCGAGAAUUUUGGCUACGUGUUGGGCAUCCCGGCGAUGUCCAGUGCGCUGCUGCUACGCUCGGACUUGCUGGCCAAAUGGCUGGAUGCGCUGGCAGAAGUACAAGGACUGGACCCCCAAGUGCGGAUACAAGACGGACGUGCCCACGUGACGUACGAGACGCAGUCGUGGCUUACGGCCUUUGCGUUCCAUGCCAACGUGAGUAAGAUCCUCACGUUCAUCUCCAAGGGACUGCGCUACCACGAAGCUGCAGACACAGACACGCGUAAUCGCGAUCGCGAACGGAUGGUGUUUAAUAUGCUGGAAGGCUUCUGGGAUCAACUGGACAGAGCGGGGAUGACUACAACGCGACUGCAGCUCUACAUCUCGCCGUGCGGAAGACUGCUGGGCUCAUCGGACAAGGUCGUCAAGUAUGACGUGUCUACGCAGCCAGUGUCCUUCCACAACCCGCUGCACGGUCUGCUGGCCAGUUUUCUUCUGAAAAGUCUGUACUACGGCCCGCCACCGGCGCCGGGGAGUGCUGUCCCGUGGAUCACCGACUGGGGCGCGCUGCUGGAACGCUCGAUGACCAAGGUGCUCGGCGAUGACGCCAAGGAACACAAGAAGAAGAUGCUGAUCUACGGAGUGCUGGAGUUUCCUCUGCGUUCGCUGGUGCUGUGCGCGCAGAUCAGCUGUGGACUGUGGAUCCGGAAUGGGCAGAAUAUGCAGCGCCAGAUGCUAAAUUACACGAGUCCGCCGUGGUGCAGCGAGCUGCGAGACUUGGAUCUGUUCCUGGUGCAGAUCAGCGCGACGAUCGUGGGGUUCCCCACGUUUCUGACCGUUUUCUUCGACCGCUUCGGGCUGUCCGAGUGGCUUUUGACGUGGGCAAAUGUACGCACCGCUGGCGACGAGAGCUCCGGGAUCUCAGCCCGCGAGACGCCGCCCAGCGCUGCAGAGGACGAGAAACUGGUUGCCGUGCUGGAGGCGGCGCUGCUGCGGUUGAUCUGGAUCGUCACCGAGCUGACGCCUCCGCUGGACGCUAUUGAGCAGAGAGACACGGUACUUCGUCGCGAGAUUAUCCACCGCUUAAGCCAGCAUCCGUGUCGGCUGUCCGAGCUGCUGGACCAGACGACGUUUGUCGUGUCAACGCCGUUCGGAGGCAUUUCGGCUCGACAGGAGAAGCAGCAUCUUACCAGACUGGAGCGGAUACUGGACGAAGUGGCGGACGAGCAAGUGAAGCGCUCGGUGAUGGUGGCUCCUCUGGGCGACGGCGCCGGCGACGGGGACAGUAUGGGGGACGGAUCCAUGGAGCCCACCAAGUACACUCUCAAGAAGGAGUACUAUAAGGAGUACGACCCGUCCUUCUACCACUUGAGUCGAUCCAGCCAUGAGAAGGCCCAGUUUGCCAGACAGGAGGCGCUGUUCAAGACGUGGAAAGUGGAGGACCAGCCUGUGCCGUUGGUGGCGCAAGCUCCGCCGCCGCACGUGUCGUUGGGGACUGUCCGCUUCCUCGUGCUGGAGAAGGGAUUGCUGGGCAUCUUGCGUCUUGUGCUGGAGGACGCGAAUUGUUCUACUGAAGGCCACUGUGAGGGCACGAGCUGCACGCCUGGCGUUAAGAGAACCAACGUCAUGGUCUUGCUGCGUGCUAUCCACUUGAUCAAUCUGGCUGUGCUGGUGCUUAAGCGUGGCGCUGGAGGAGCCACGUUGCCCCAAGAGAACGAGGUCGUGUUGUCCGAGAGCAAGAGACGUCAGACGCUCGCGCUAUUACGCAAUGGGCCAGAGGCGUUUGAAGAAUCGGACACUGCGUCUCGAGUGGCUUUGUCGAAGGAUAUGGUCAAGCACGACUUCGAGACGUCCAAGUCGACCAUCUCGGCGAUUUACUGGAUCUUGAACGAGUUGGCGGCUCUGGAUUGCGCGAUCCACACGUACGUGCAGCUCAAAGUCUGGAGCGGAAUAAAGAAGCACGAGGAGCUGGUGGCGGAGAACGGAAUGUCCAAGACGGAGCUCAAGAAACUGCACCAGCAACGCGCCAUCGCGGCCAUGAUGGCACGUCAGAAGGCGUUCGCGCAGUCCAGCGCGUUCGCCGAUCUGGACGACAUUGACUCGGACGACGACGACUCUAGCGGCUCCGGGAAGUUCGGGGUGGACUUGGACGACCUCAGCCACGACGUCCCUGGACAUGCGAUCGUGUAUCGCCCGCCGCCGCCGCCUGACUGCAUCAUCUGCUCGCAGAAGGAGAAGGACGAGCCUGUCAUGUACAUUGGCCACGCGCAGAUGAGUCGCGUCAAUGCUCAUGCGCUGGAGAACCUCCCCGAGGACGUGGAGACUGCAACUGACGGGAGUAGCGACAGCUUCGGAACGACGUUCCCGCCGCAAGUUCAUCUGUCGCUGUGUGGCCACGCUGUGCACUUGCACUGUUGGCAAAAGUACUUUGACGAUAGCCCCCGCACGACGGAGGACAUGAGUGACGAGGAGGACGGAGACGAACGGACGCGUCUGCAACGGCAAGAUGACAUCCGUGCGAUGAAUCAGUUCGCCGUCUCGUUCCUAGAGACGAUGCUGCGCUUCCAGCCGGAGAUGACGCACCUGGCCACGGCCAUGAGCGCGCUCAAGAAAGGGUUCUUCUCUACCGGCGCGCAACUGACGCACCUGAUCUGGUCGUCGGUGGCGUCCACGAUCGCCAGCACGCAGUUGAGCGGCAUUUCGUCCGCCAUCUACUCGCUCGAAGCGUACGUAGCGUCGUCGAAGAACGUGCUCAAAGGAGCCAGUUGGAGAGCGAACGCUGCUCGACCGAAUGGAGCAACGGGCCCUGCGACGGCUGCGUCGUCGUUCUCGUCCUUGAGGAUCACCAACAUCUUGAACCCUGCAACGCCGUGUCUGAACACGCGCGUGGCCGUGUCGUUACCCGAAGCGUUAGACCCGCAGCUGGACCAGUUCACACCCAAGGACGACAGCAAGCUGAACGUGUUGCUACGCUCGCUACGACGAAUCUCGUUGCUCUUCACCAAUCGCCGACGAGGAUUCUACGACAGUCUGUGCUUCCCGAUCGCGCAGAAUCUUCGCCUUGCACUCUCCUCUGACCAGUGGCUCGAGACGUUGACGCAGGGACCGCCGUUGCAGCUAGGACAGCCCGUGCUGGGCCAGGAUCUGCUCUACCUGUGCGUCGCUAUCUGCAGUAGCAUGCUGACGACCAAGGCGGAUAUUCUGCUCACGAUCCGCUCUCUGUGUGUGCUGCACAUGGCUCAAGUGCUGAUCCAGUUGGCUCAGAUGGAGGCCGAGGACGAAGACGACUGUGUGGAGGACGAGCAGAAGGAGGCGCAGAGAAGACGCGCUGCGACGUGCGAUGACGCGUCUGCCGAACAAACGGAAGAGAUGCAGCGUGGACUGGAGACGCUGAUGGCGCGUCUCGCUCAAGAAGCUGGCGUGGACUUGGUUCGCGAUGCCACUCGACGUGCUGCUCCACAGGGACGACAACUGCAACUGCUCUUCAAGUCGUCGUGUCUGGCGUUCAUGAGGCAAGUGACGCUGCUGUGUCGUGCAUUCUUCCGAGGCGAACAGGACCCCGACGCGUCGUGGAGCGCCAACUUUGUGAGCUCGUUGCGUCUCAGCACCAACUACCACGACAUGUGUCAGCAACUGGGACUGCCUAGAAUCACGCAGCUACUGGCGGAUGAGGCGCUGGUCGAGUAUCUCUUACGUGCUGCGCGUGAGCUUCGUGUGCGCGCUACCAGUGCUACGCUGUCCGACGAGUUGCAGACUCGCUACAAGCAGCACGGCCACGCGACUCUGCUGAUCGCUGAGCUCGAGAAACUCACGACACGAGACGACUGUGCGGAGCGGGAAGCUCUGAUCGCACGUGGAAAUCUACGAGACAUGCCCAAGCUCCCUCUUCGUCUGGAGCCGGACGUGCAGCAGCACCGAAGCCUGUUCCACUACGCGAAUAUCCGGCUGGUCAAGCUGGCGUCGUCGUACACGGAUCUGCACUCGGAGGUGCUGGGCAAGAGCAAGUGCAAGCAGACGUGGAAGACAGUGGAGAACCCAGCCAUCUGUCUCGUGUGCGAGCAGGUUUUGUGUGCUGGCACCGAGUGCUGUCGACGACGCAGUGACGGGAUGGGCGCCUGCACACACCACGCCAUCACGUGCGGCGCGGGCGUCGGCCUGUUCUUUCUCAUGCGCUCGUCGUCCGUGCUGCUAGUGUUCGGUCCCAGGAGCUCCUACUUCGGGUCGCCGUAUCUCGACAUGUUUGGAGAAGAAGAUAUUAAUGUGCGUCGUGGGCGGCCCUUGUACCUCAACGCUAAGCGCAUGAAGGCGUUGCAGGCGCUGUACGCGAACCAUCAACUAGCCAACGAGGUCGCGAGAAAUCGCCGCACCUCAGACCAGUACAUUCGCAAUAACUAUUACUGA
Messenger RNA from Phytophthora infestans T30-4, 5814 nucleotides. RefSeq lists its product as uncharacterized. Lineage: Eukaryota; Oomycota; Peronosporomycetes; Peronosporales; Peronosporaceae. Gene Ontology annotation, molecular function: zinc ion binding; ubiquitin protein ligase activity. The record is from RefSeq and is a predicted model, not a curated record. Bases 1 to 5814 code for a protein of 1937 amino acids. Gene Ontology annotation, cellular component: ubiquitin ligase complex; cytoplasm. The transcript is spliced from 3 exons. Gene Ontology annotation, biological process: protein ubiquitination; ubiquitin-dependent protein catabolic process via the N-end rule pathway.